CGGGUCUCGGGGAGGCUCCCACCGCGGCUGGGAGUCGAGGUACGCGUGGGCAGCCCCCCUCACGAUGCCAGCCUACGGCGCGCGGGCUGAAGGGGCCGCGGGCCGGGCGGCUCCCCCAGCAGGCCCGCCGGGCAGCGUUUGGCGGCCCGGCGGGACGAAGCUGCCCCAGCUCCUUCCAGCCAGGCCCGCCGGGGCCCACUUCCCGGGUGCGCAGCCGCCGGCCGCCCUCCCCAGUCACCGCUGGCUAAUCCCCUGCCGCCCGGUGGAGGCGCUCCCCGCGCCGCUCGGCGGACAGGGGCAGGCGACAGCGGCCCCUCCAGCGCCCCGCAGCGCGCUAGGACCCGGCGGGCUGCGGCCUCCCGCUGCCGGUGUACGCGGGCCAGGAGGGGAGCCCGGCGGAGGCCUACCCCGGCGCCCCUUUCCUUCCCCGCGGCGGGAUGCGCUCGGAGGCGGCGCCGCAGCCGAGCGGCCUGGAGAGGUUCGCCAGCGCCGGCAAGGGCCGGGGGCUGCGGGCGCGGCGGCGCUACGCCGUGGGGGAGCUGCUCUUCAGCUGCCCGGCCUACACGGCCGUGCUGACCGUCAGCGAGCGCGGCAGCCACUGCGACGGCUGCUUUGCCAGGAAAGAAGGAUUGUCCAAGUGUGGAAGAUGUAAACAGGCCUUUUACUGCAAUGUGGAAUGUCAGAAGGAAGACUGGCCAAUGCACAAACUAGAGUGUUCUGCCAUGUGUGCUUUUGGGCAGAACUGGAAUCCCUCGGAGACCGUGAGGCUGACGGCGAGGAUCCUUGCCAAACAGAAAACUCACCCUGAAAGAACAGAGUCGGAGAAGCUGCUUGCUGUAAAAGAGUUUGAAUCACACCUUGACAAACUAGACAAUGAAAAGAGAGAGCUGAUUCAGAACGACAUUGCUGCUCUUCAUCACUUUUACUCAAAGCACUUGGAGUACCCUGACAAUGCUGCCCUUGUAGUUCUCUUUGCACAAGUUAACUGUAAUGGAUUCACAAUUGAAGAUGAAGAACUUUCUCAUUUGGGAUCAGCCAUAUUUCCUGAUGUUGCAUUGAUGAACCAUAGCUGUUGCCCAAAUGUGAUUGUAACAUACAAGGGGACCUUGGCUGAAGUCAGAGCUGUUAAAGAGAUUGAGCCUGGAGAAGAGGUUUUUACCAGCUAUAUUGACCUGUUGUAUCCCACAGAAGACAGAAAUGACCGGUUAAGAGACUCGUAUUUCUUUAAUUGUGAUUGCAGGGAGUGCACAACCAAAGAAAAGGAUAAAGAGAAACUGGAAAUCCGCAAGCUGAAUGAUCCUCCACCAGCAGAGACAGUGCGGGACAUGAUCAAAUAUGCCAGGAACGUGAUUGAGGAAUUCAGGCGAGCCAAACACUACAAAUCCCCUAGUGAAUUACUGGAGAUCUGUGAACUCAGCCUGGACAAGAUGGGUGCAGUGUUUGAGGAGAGUAAUGUUUAUAUGUUACAUAUGAUGUACCAGGCCAUGGGCGUCUGUCUCUACGUGCAGGACUGGGAAGGUGCACUGCGUUAUGGGCAAAAAAUUAUCAGGCCAUACAGUAAACAUUAUCCUUCCUACUCGCUGAACGUGGCCUCCAUGUGGCUGAAAUUAGGGAGACUGUAUAUGGCGCUGGAGAACAGACCAGCUGGAGUUAAAGCCCUGAAGAGGGCAAUUGCUAUCAUGGAAGUAGCACACGGGAAAGAUCAUCCAUACAUUUCAGAGAUCAAAAAGGAAUUAGAGGACCACUGAGCCUUUGAAUCUAUGCAAUCCUUCAAACCUUUAUUUAAAAAGCCUUGUUAUGGAAACCUUCAGGAGCGCUUUGAAAAGCGGUAGAGUAUGAACACAGUUCUGUCCUAUAAUUGGAAUGACAAACACACCUAGGCCUUGUGAAACAUUCCUAGCUUCCACACAUCUACAAUUGCCUUUUUUUUUUCUUUUUUUUAAGGAAGCAUCCAUGGUUUCUUAAAGGUUAUGCCUUUUGACAGCUCCUGUGCAAAAAUGGCCAUUUUUUCUUUAUGGAUUUUAACAUGUAUCAUCUUAUUUGUGUAAAGUAAAUAAAGUGGUCUUGACCCCUCUUAGAUUCCA
Molecule: messenger RNA, 2084 nt
Organism: Chroicocephalus ridibundus (black-headed gull)
Lineage: Eukaryota; Metazoa; Chordata; Aves; Charadriiformes; Laridae
Gene: SMYD2
Product: SET and MYND domain containing 2
Exons: 12
Coding region: 438-1748 (436 amino acids)
Cellular component (GO): nucleus
Molecular function (GO): protein binding; histone methyltransferase activity; protein-lysine N-methyltransferase activity
Source: RefSeq, a predicted model, not a curated record